GAAUUUCUAUGUACUUUUUUCCUAAUAUUAUUUCGUUACUAAACCUUUGAAAAAACUUGAACAGGCCAGACGAAGAAAAACAUCACUUUUUUCCUGUAAUGAUGGAAAAAGAAACACAAUCUAACAUUGACAACUCUAUUAAUCCUCUGGAUUUUACCGAGUUUACUGAUAAUUUGCCAAUCGAAAUAUACAGAUCACUGCAAUUUAUUAGAAAAUACGGUGACAAGUACAGAACAUCUGGCUUUCAAUUAGAAGCACUGGCACAAGAAGCUACUCACGGCCCUCCACAUUCAAUUGCACAAGUCAAAGCUCGAUUAGCUGAAGAAGUUGUGAACAGUCAUUCUCUUGCUGAAGAGACUGAGUCUGAAGCGAAACGACUGCUUGAAGACAUUGACGAUGCUUAUAAGAGACUCUGCGACAAAAUCACGAUUCUCGAAACGCAACAGAAAACCGCAGAAGGACAGGCACAGGUCUAGGAAUAGAUAGACGCAAAGCAACGAAAUGCAUUUAAAGAAAUAAACCCAUACCAUCCGACAUUCGCUAAGCAAGCAUAGAAGAAAACAACCCAACACGCAUCUACGAAAACCACCUCAUACAUAUACUGUUGCAAAAACACCAUGCUAUAUUUACCAAGGCUAGCAGAGAUUAUUUU
Molecule: messenger RNA, 652 nt
Organism: Schizosaccharomyces japonicus yFS275
Lineage: Eukaryota; Fungi; Ascomycota; Schizosaccharomycetes; Schizosaccharomycetales; Schizosaccharomycetaceae
Exons: 4
Coding region: 99-476 (125 amino acids)
Source: RefSeq, a predicted model, not a curated record